UACUGAGCAUUAUUGUCACUCUUGAGAUUUCUGUUUCUGCAACCAUACAAAAAGGCAUAGGCCUACCACUCUAAAACUUUUGGGGGCUAUCAUGCUCGGAGAAGCUUUCCUUCUUGUUCUGAACUGCACAGAAGACACCACGAAACAUGAUGGACGCUCUCACACACUCUCAUCCACCCUCACGACCUGUCCCGACCCCUGCAUGACACACGCCACUGCCAGAUCACCUCUGACACCACGAACUGUGAGAGCUGGCAGGCCCGAAGGCCUGGAAAAGCCAAGGCAGUGCCGGUCCUCUGCACCCAGCAACGCUAUGCCCAUUCUCAGCUGUAGCAGGGAGGAACACUUGGGCAUGACUCUAUAUUGCUCCUGGUGCUGUCCCAGCUUCUACAAGGACUAUCCAGACCUCCGGCUCGCAGGUGACCGGCUGGAGCACUGGAGUCCUCAUAACCCAGACCGGCUCAACCCACCGGACGACGGACCACUGCUUCAAUCUCAGGACUUGAUCUCUCUGGAGCCUUCUUUGGAGCCAAGUCAACAAGCAGUGGGUGUAAGCCAGCAGGACGAGGGGUAUCUUGUCAUGAAGAGUGUUCAGAGCCCAGGCUGGGAGAGAAGGCUCACCAACUCCAUGUUGAACGGCUAUCUGGAGGUCCAAAUGCUGGAGGUGUUUUGUCAGCAUAUGCAAAACAUGGCGUGCUGCGGAUCUUCAUUGCUGGGCGCUGACGUCAUGCCGGCACUGGUGCCCACCAGCCUGACUGUAGCCAAAGAACAGACAGCCAGUCAGGAAGAAGAGCUGGGUUCUUCAUCCAAUAAUGUUGUGCGAUACUUGAGCACUUGCUCAGCUCCAGCCACCUCCCACUUCAGCUCACCUGUGCUGCGAAUUUCAGAAGAUGAGUAGCCACACUUAUAAACACACUCCUGCCCUAAUAAAACUUCCUGUCUUUUGACCAACACACACAUUUUUUAAAGAUAUCUGUGUUGUUAAAGGAAUGUUCUGCGUUCAGUACCCACAUCAUUUGUGGCAUGUUGAUUACCAGAGAUUUGUUUUGACUCAUGCCAGGAUUUUUGUAAAGCAAAAAUAAUGAACAUUAACAUACACAAUGUUUCAAAAGUAUAGACCUUAUGUAGCCCCGCCCCUUUUCAGCGUUGCGCUCGUUGUGUUCUCGCUUUUCUGGUUUGUAUUUCCACAGUAUGAAGGUAAGAUCUUAUGGAUUUAUGAAUGAACCGCUCGUUUUAAAUUCUUCCCGGUCUACUGACAUUUGUCAUGACAUCCACUUCAAACAUUACAAUGCUCAUGAUAACUUUUGUUAACUCUACAAUUAGGUAAAUCCAUGUCACAAGCUUAUUACUCUCCAAGAGCGAUGCUAUAGAAAUAUGAGCUAGUGCAAAAACGGAAGUUCAAAGACAAAAUUCUAAAGAUGGCUGCACGCUUGUUUCUCUGUAUACAUGUUAUCAUAGG
Molecule: messenger RNA, 1459 nt
Organism: Rhinichthys klamathensis goyatoka
Lineage: Eukaryota; Metazoa; Chordata; Actinopteri; Cypriniformes; Leuciscidae
Exons: 3
Coding region: 92-898 (268 amino acids)
Biological process (GO): regulation of toll-like receptor signaling pathway
Source: RefSeq, a predicted model, not a curated record